AAUCAUAAUAAUAAUAAUCAUAAUAAUCAUAAUAAUAAUUAACAACAAUGGUAGAUCUAAUUCUGUUUUUAAAUACAAAUUCAUACUUCUGCUUGUUCAUUUUCCAAUGUUUUGCAAACUGUAUCUUUGUUAACCAGUGCAUACAAGAAGACCGUAAUACUUGAGGGUGUACAAUAGUGUAAUUUUGUUAUAAAACAAAACUGUUACUUAGUUCCCAUUGACACACAACCUUUUAACAAAGUUGCUGGAAUGUUUAAAUUGAGUUAUAUGAGUUAUGUUGUGUGUUAGCAGCUUCUCAAUGACCGCAUGACGCAUGUGAAGCUGGUGAUCUAAUAUAAAAGCCGGUGUUAAAUAAUCGCCGGUCUCCAGUACGUGCCGUGUCUGCUGGCAAAUAUUGUAAAUAAACGCUGGAGGCUUUUAAUUGAAGUUUUACGGUAUAGGAGAGAGAUUUGGAUCUAGAACAUUGAGUGCAGACGUUUUCUUGUUUUUGACGUUGAGGCUGAGUCUUUUAGUAAUAAUUGAAGAUAUUUGGUGUUGCAAUUUAAAUGUAAAGAUGUGAUUAAGAUGAAAGGCUUUAAUGCAUGGGAUAGUUUUAGAAAUGUGUAUUGUCAUUCGGACAGUAAUGAGUACUGCUGUACAUUCCAGUUUGGAAAAAUAAAGGGCUCUUAUCCAAACAAGGGUUCGUUUUAGGGACAAAAAUGUAUGGUGUCAGCAUGUUUCACGGUUUUACAACUUUUCUCUAAAAUUAGGCUUGGUAAUAAGUGACAUGUGUAGUGGAUAAGAACCUCUACUUUCCACCUCUCCAUUUUUUUCUCUUUAAGAUGGCAUUAAUAUGUAGAGUUUAUGCUCCUCUUAUGCCCUCAGAAGAAAGCUUUAUAAAAUCAAUAAGCUCUGUGAAACUAAUACAGUGAUUAGCAGUGGGCCAACACACAUUGAGAGUAUCAGAAUUUAUACCAUGGUGUUUUACAUUUAUAAGAGUUCUGUUGUGUGAUUAGUUGGACUAAUGAUGGCUAAAUUGCCAGAAAUACUUGUCCCAGUUUGAUGAACUUUUAUCUUGACAUGCUGCAUGUUGCAAAUAGUAGUACUGUACCACUUUAAAUGUAGGUCGGACUCUUAUGUGGUACUUUUGACAAUUAACGUAAAUUAACACUUGCCAUAAUGUAAUUUAAAAAAAAAAAAAAAACUUUCUUCAUUAGUUUACUGCAUGUCGAUAUGUUUUUUCAUGGUGCCUGCUUGCACCAUGAAUGAUUGCUCUUGUUUGUUUAGUUUUUCAGUCCAGCACAUUGCAGAUAUUGUGAUGGAACAUCUUGUUUCUGAUUGUUCUACAGACAACAGGAAGGUUACAUUCCCAUUAUUCAUUCAUAUCAAUAAACUCAAGGUAAACGGCCAAGGAAAAACAAACUCUGACUUCUGUUAGAUGGUCGGUAAAUGUGUGUUACAUUUCAGGUCCGACUGUACAGGCUCAGUGUUACUGUGGUGUGCUAUCGAGUGGAUUUGCUAUGGUAAAUAACUGCCAUGUUCAUAUGUAAGCCUUGAUCUGUGGUUUGAUUUGUUAAGGUUCAUUUGCAAGAAGAGCUGCUCGCUAAUGUAAGUGUUUCCAAAUUUGGGGAACUAGUUGAUUGGAACAUACUGGUAGAACCCUUGCUGUGGCAUUUGAUUGAAUUUAUCCUUGAGAUGCUGUUUGUUUGUGCACUGAAAAUCGAGAGCUCCAUUUGAAUAUCGGGCAGGGCAGUUGUCACAUUACAAUUUAAAAAGUUAUGGUUUGACACGUGUUGCUGCCCCAGAUUUUGCUUGACUUUGAAAGCUCUCACCUCUUCAUCCAUUAGUGUUACAAUCUGCUUUGGCCUUUGGAGUUUGUUGUUUAAAGCAUUUGUUUAGUUUGUUUUUUCCUUUUUGGAAACUGAUAUUACAUUUUACACAAAGUAAAAUAAACAAGCCUUCGCUUCACUAUCCUAAUCAAAAUGAUGUGUUCUGUGCUGUUACAUGUGUACAUGAGGAAACUGUGCGCCAUUUGAUUGGCUGCUAUUUUACUACCUCGGAGCUGUGAUUGGCUUAAUGGGAAUGUCACUCAUACAUUGAGUUGAAUACAUGUGGUAUAUUAAAGAGGUGGGUUGUUUUAACUCUUUGCGGUCCAUUUAUUCAGCGCGUCUCAGGCGCGUCGGGUCCAAUUUAUUUUCACACGCGCAGUUUAUUUUAGACGCGCUGUUUAAAAGUAUUUUUCUUUACAGUAAAACAGGUUUAAAAGGCACUGCAUAUCAACAGGACACUCAGUACUGCAUCUCCAGCCCUGCCCCACCCCUUGUUCGCUGUAUUUUUCACAUUCCUCUUCAUAGUCGUGCAUACCGAUAAAUCAUCUCCUGAUCACUUGCUUUAUCACCAAACUCCUCAAUAAUGCGAUCCAACAGUGCCUGUUGAUGCAGAAGCAGCUGUCUUGUUUGUUUAUAUCCAUGUUAUCUCUCUGGUGCUGGGGCUAUGUGUAUUGCUCAGAUCUGCCCCUUUUUUUUUUCGGCUCCUAUCGGUCUCACUCUGCCAUUGAAUGGUUUUCUCGACUUUUUCCCGAGAAAAAAUGACUAGAGACCUGUGUUUUACGUCUUUUUGAUGAUGUCGGACAGGUUCCGACAUCGGACCGGAAAGGGAAAAUUGUAAUGUAGGACCUGGUCCGACAUAGGACUGCAAGGGGUUAAAGAAUUCUAAAACGCUGUUAGACUGAGCUCAAUAUGACCGCACUUCAAGGAAUUUUCAAUCACAUGCGUUCACUGGCAGUGUCACUGUGAUUUUUCCAUCUGUGAAGACCAUGUUAACUCAAAAACGUUUAAAAAGAAAGAAGGAAGAAGAGCUGUUAAGCGACAGCGAAGUGUUCGGAUUUACCUAAUGUUCAGGUAAGCAAUGGGUGCACAACAAUUCAUCCCCGACAAUAAUAAUAAUAAUAAUAAUAAUAAUAAUAAUAAUAAUAAUGUGAACUUACAGUUGUCAAGUACUGCAGAAAGGACGAGAUUGUACAGAGUUAAAUUAAAUUGUGAGAGAACGGUGCAAUACACAUUCGUCCUGCCGUGGAGACUUCAGUCGUCGGUCAGGGUAUUGUACACAGUACUCAUUAAGUGUUUUCCUCUUGCGCCCCAUUUUCAAAUCAAACUAGUAACUGUCACCAUAUAUGUCUAUAGCAAAAGUUUACCUACGCCUUAACCCGCUAAUUUCAAAGUAGGCGCUUAGAAUGACAGGCGCUGUAGCUGGCAAAUGAAAGUGCACAGUUAGUGCAGCUUGGUGAUUGACAGUCAUUUAAACGAAUUAGAGCAUUCUAGCACUGCUUGUCAAUGAGAUCUGUCAGAAAAGGUUGACCCGGGACAGCAAAAUCAGUCGGAAGUCGCAUAUGUAGAUUUUACACAGCGGCCAGAUUACUAAGUGAAGUCAUGAAUUAUCGAUUUUGAGUUUUACACGUUUUUGUGCACUUAACAGUCCAAACUAUCAUUUUAUCAAGUUUAUUUUGUGAAAUAAUGUCUCUAUUGUACUGUAAAUAGACAGUUUGGUAACAACAGCGACCUAUAGAUUGUCAAAAUUAGCUGAAACAAAGACUAAAAUCCGUACAAUUCACGGAAUCACAGCAACAGCGUCCUUCCACGCAUACACAUCAUCCGGGUAUCUUUUGAAAUCUGUAGUUUCCCUCUUUCCCACUAUGUAGGUCAUUAAUAGACUGACAUCUUAUUUAGCCAAUGAAAACGGUUUUAAGAAGUGGUUGCAGUGUAAACAGUUAUGCUUGUUGCUAUGCGUGACGUCAUUUGGCUUCUUGUAGUAUUCACCGAUUGGCUGAAUGCCUCCACGCGCUUUGACUUCUGGGACAGCGGCAUUGCUGUGGUUGUGAACGCAGAGAACUUGUGAUAUUAAACCCCGGCAAAAAAAUUAAUAAAAAAAAAAUAGAAAAAAUCACAGGCGAAUUAUGUCUUUAUCAAAAGAACAGGAUGUUGCAAAUUCUCUUAACAUUUUACGAUCCAGCCACAUGGAAUCUGCUGCGACUGACAGACAGUGGAUGCAACUGGUUUCGGAAUAUUUUUGUGAUGGUGCGUGCUCGUCUGAGUCUGACAGUGAGAGUGGUGAUGUAGAUGACCCUGAUAAUGUUGACAGCAUAAGCGAAAGUGAUCGUUUCAGUGCUGAUAGUGAUGACGACAAGGCUGUCAUUGAUGAAGUAGCUGUGGUGAUGGAGAAUCAUGUCGCUGACAUUGUUAUUGAUAACAAUACUAGAACCGAGUUGCAAAAAAUACAUAAUUACAGCUGUGUAAAUAAGUCGUCUAAAUACAGCUGCAAACUGAAUGACGGGAAACCCUGUGUUAAGGUAUUUUCUGACGAAUAUAUACUUGACCUGAGGACAUCAAUGGGUUCUUUGCCAGACUACGAGAAGGAUCUGAUUCUCUUAGGAAAAAUCAGCGCCACUAUCAGCAAUGACAAGCUAACUACACACUCAAAAAGAAAAGAACAGAUGCCUAGAAAACACCAAAGAACAACCUACUACAUACAGGGCCAUCGUGUUUGCAGAGAAGCGUUUAAGUUUCUACACUGCAUCAGCCAGGAUAAGCUGACAGCACUGCUGAAGCAUUACAAACAAUUUGGUUUGGUACCUCGGUACAAGAAGUCAGGAGGCAGGCAAGCAACAGAUGUCAGGCUGCUGACGCAUGCUGAUAUAACCGAAGUGGUUGCAUUCAUUGUUAAUUUUGCUGAAGACCAUGCUAUGGUCCUACCUGGACGAGUACCUAGGUUCAAUCAGUUUGACAUAAAACUGCUGCCGUCAAACCAUACAAAGGCAAGCAUCUGGAGAAAGUACAAUACUGCUAUGGAGGCGGCAGGUAAGCGAGCUGUAAAGAUUGACUCAUUCCGUAGGCUAUGGCGGACUCUGGUGCCCUACAUUCGCAAUACUCGACCCAUGACAGAUCUCUGUUGGACCUGCCAAAAGAAUAAUUCUGCCAUUUACAGGAGUGUCAACAUUUCUGAUGAAAAAAAAUCAGAACGCUUACAAAAUCAGCAGGCCCACUUAAAUAAAGUAACGCUGGAGCGGUCACUGUACCAGGAAAUGGUCAGGGCAGCUAAAGUCGUGAUUAAAAACCAGUGGUGACAGACUUGGCAUGAAUGUCCCAGUAUCAAAGAAGAUGGCUAUGCAUUACAGCUUUGAUUAUGCACAGCAGUUACACUUUCCCGCUGAUCCCAUGCAACCUGGCCCUAUGUACUUUUUGACUCCCAGAAAGUGUGGCCUGUUUGGUAUUGCCUGUGAAGGAAUACCACAACAGGUCAAUUAUCUAAUUGAUGAAGGCAUGUCCAUUUCCAAGGGUUCAAACUCAGUCAUAAGCUUCCUGGACCAUUUCUUUAUGAUGUAUGGACUUGGUGAAACUGAGGUUCAGUUACAUUGAGACAACUGUUCUGGACAAAACAAGAACAAUUAUCUGAUUUGGUAUCUGGCAUGGAGAGUUCUGAAUGGGCUGCACAGAUCAGUUUCCCUCAACUUUUUGAUAGCUGGACACACCAAAUUUGCACCCGAUAGGUUUGUUUCACUAAGCCAAAACACCAGUCGGAGGCAUAUGGUCUCAUGUUUGGAUGAUAUUGCCACUGUUGUGCAAUCCAGUACUGUGACCAGAGUUAAUAUCGCCCAGAAAGUGGGAACCGAGGAUGGUGAAGUUCUGGUCCCACAGUAAGACUGGUGGUCAUUUCUUAAACCAUUCUUCAGGAUGAUGUUGGGCAUAAAAAAAUAUCAUCAUUUCAGGUAAUGGAUUAAAAAAUAAAUGUUAUGUUUUCUUAUAAAUACCGAUUGUAGUUGACUGUACUUGCAACCACAAAUCAGUAUUUAUAAGAAAACAUAGGUUUGUUAUGUUUUUUUAGGUUUGAUACUGCACGCAGUGGAAUGGUGUUUAGAAAACAGUAUUCAGAUUCCGAGGAAGAGAUGUUUGCCCUCCUGAGAGAUGACACUUGUCUACCACCAGCAGACAGGCCACAGCCCAUCAGACCACCUGGUUUAGACUGCAAGAGGAAGCAGUACCUUUCUGAAAAGAUUCGAGAGUAUUGUACGCCUGCUACGAUGGAUAUAACCUGUCCACAACCUACAGAUGUUAAUGAUGAUUAGUCUACACAAACAUUAGUAACAUCUGGGCUAGUUCCGUAGACCCAGAUUAGUACUAAUUAUUAAUUACAUUUGGAAACAGUCCUGGUCCAGGUUGAUCAUUGUGUCUGCUGGUUUCUUGUUCCAAAUGAGCUCAGAAUUACUUAAUCAAACCCUCAAUUGAACCAAUAAUGAAUUUGCCUAAUCAGAGCUUUUUAAUGAUUUUUAACUCUUAAAUGGCUGGUUUCACAUACCGAUUAGCACUAAUCCUGGACUAGCUCAUGUUAACUGAGGUAAGGUAGUCCAAGAUAUGUACCAAGUGAAAUGUAAAUAGUAAAUGUAAAUGUAAAUAGUUCAGCACUUUUAAUUUAAAAGCAUUUACAUUUUUGUUUA
This is a messenger RNA of Acipenser ruthenus (sterlet), 6466 nucleotides long. RefSeq lists its product as uncharacterized. Bases 3932 to 5098 code for a protein of 388 amino acids. Lineage: Eukaryota; Metazoa; Chordata; Actinopteri; Acipenseriformes; Acipenseridae. The record is from RefSeq and is a predicted model, not a curated record. The transcript has 3 exons.